AUGGCCGAUUACGGGCGGCUCAAGUGGGCCGACGACAAGCGGUGGACGAACGUCCGUAAGCGUGGCACAUACAAAGCGUUGGCGGAAGCCAGCAACCGAACCAACGAUGCUCAGUGGCUGGCGGACGAUGAGGCGACGGCCGAGCGGCUGGCCGACGCAAAGCUGUCCACGGCCGCGCUGUACCAAGCGCUCGGCGCCCGGGACGACGUGGUGGGCCACCUGCUGCCGGACUCGCCACUCACGGGGCGGGCCGCGUACUGCCGGAUGGAGUCGGCCGUGGCGGCCGAGCGGUCGCUACGGGAAAAGUUGGUGCGCGGCCGGCACCAGUUGGACGAGUGCCGGCAUCGGGUGGCCAUUAAGACGGCGCGCCUGGCCCAAUUGAAGGCCAGUGUCGACGCGGCCAGGGACUCGGUGCCGACCAAGCCACCACGGCGGCCACCGGUGUUGGAGUCCCCGCUAAUACUGGACAAGAAAGUGGACGCGCUCAAGCUGGGCAACCUGAAGGCGGCAAAGGCCCGCGACAUCAUCGCCAAAAACACGACCAUGAGGGACGUGCUCAACGAACAGUUGGCGUCUGACGUCCGCCAGCAGGCCACAGCCGUGGUCGAGCUGCUUGCAUACGGUACGGCCGCAAAGCAGGAGGCGGUCACGUACAACCAAGAAUAUUGCAGGGUGGCGGGUGAGCACGAGAAUUCCGUUCGACGGAAUAACGCGAUGAGACGCUUGCUCGAUACGAGAAUAUCGGUACUGGAAUCGAACAGGAGAAAGAUACUGAUCAAUCAGAUACAAAAUGAUUCUGACGAGGACAUAGAAUUUGAUACUGAGCAUACUAUGCCAUCGAUUGUAUCUGAUAUGGAAACUUCAAACGAACAAGGUGAACAAAAUAUGAUGUUUUUGAAGGAUUGGAUCGACACCGGACAGAUGGAGAAACAAAUUUUUUCUGUGAAAGAAAAUGAGGAGCUGUCUAAUUCUUCCGAUGUGAUAAAUCCAACCGCCAGCUUUACUUCGAGCACCACGGAUAGCUAUAUAUUUCCCGAAGAAAAGGUCAACCUAUAUAAGUUCAGAAAAGGUGAAACGAGCAAAGCAAUGGAAGCUGUGGAAUACGUAUGUGAGACGUUAAACUUCUCAGACAUAACAGAAGUACUGCAUUAUUUUACGUCAGUAAAAAAUGUGGAGAUGCGUAUAAAAAAAAUGAUAAGCACGCGAAAACAUAUACUGGGGGUCGUUCAAAAGGACUUAGAAUCUGCGAUCGAAGUGAAAAUGGAUAGUUUGAAUCGUUUACCAGAAGCGAUUUUGAAGUUAGAUGCCAACAUUGAGUACGUCCAGCGUGAGGGUUUAGACGUCCAGAAAAAACAAUUUGAUGAUGUCAAUAGACAUAUCACAGGAUACGGUGUACUGUUCAAUGAACUUUGGUUCCAGUUGGAUAAUUUAGUGGGAAAACUCGAACGAUGUCACGUGCCAGUGGUGAGGAAAUACCAACUCCACAUGAAAAAUCCGGCCAAUAAAGACACAGAGUCGAUGAUGGACGCCCGUCAGAUGCUAGAGGGACUGCGCCUGAAACCUUGUACCGUCCUUGACGAAGACUGUACCACGGUCCACGAACCUUCGGUGGUCAAGUCGAUCGACUCUGCACCCGGAUGCCGGACGGUGGACGUUUCCGGCAAAAAUCCGGCCGUAGACGCUUGCCGGAAGUUGUCGGAGACACUGUACGCCAAGGUGAAGUCGUGCAUGGUGCACAUUGGCGGUGUCUUCGACGCAAACGACAGAAAUCAGCUGAUGGCCAGGGCGUGCUUCGCGUACGACCGGCAGACCCAGUUGCAAUGGGACACCGUCGCCACGAAGGACCGGAAGCGCCAGGCGCGUGCUAGUUUACAGCUCCCAGUGGGGAAGGCCAAAGCCUCGGUCACUGACGCUAGGGCCACAGGCAUAAUGACUCGGGUGCAGGCCAAACAGCAGGCCGAAGACAUCGUCCAGUGGUGCAUCACGCCCAAGGACACGGACGACGCGAGGAGAACGAGAAAGCCCAUAUCAUUCCGGCAGUCCAGGAUCGUCGUGCCUGAACGAAAAAAAUAA
Molecule: messenger RNA, 2073 nt
Organism: Metopolophium dirhodum (rose-grain aphid)
Lineage: Eukaryota; Metazoa; Arthropoda; Insecta; Hemiptera; Aphididae
Exons: 4
Coding region: 1-2073 (690 amino acids)
Source: RefSeq, a predicted model, not a curated record